AUGCUCUCUGUCUCCCAACCACAAGCCUCUUCUUCAUCUGUUGCAACUCAAUGUUCCAACAAACAACAAGAACAAAUUGCUGUAUACAAGUACAAGCAAUUAUUGUCCGAGUUGGAGAAUGCCAAAGGUAUCGGAACCAGUGUAAUUACCUUGCUCAUCAGUGCCAAGACUUCCAUGAAUCAGGUUGUUUCUCAAAUGAAUGAUCGGUUGACCAAGGCUAGCAACAUCAAGUCGAGUCUUUAA
Messenger RNA from Naegleria lovaniensis, 243 nucleotides. RefSeq lists its product as uncharacterized. The coding region runs from base 1 to 243 and encodes 80 amino acids. The record is from RefSeq and is a predicted model, not a curated record. The transcript has a single exon. Lineage: Eukaryota; Heterolobosea; Eutetramitea; Acrasida; Naegleriidae.